AUCGUCACGUCAGGUGACGUAUAUGUACAUGUAGUGCAGAUAUUUAUUCUUACAUCAGAUGUUACAUCUACUGUACUGCGAGCUAUUUGCAUUGGAGAAUGGGACAGUUGAAUGACAUGAAUACUUACUGACACAUUGAAGCGGUACAAGGGUCGUGGCUUCGCAUUUCUGUCAGGCCUGGUAAAUGUAUGUAUGAAUCUGAUACACCGUUGUGGACAGACAUAUCUGUUUAUUGAAGGGGCCUUGUGUCUCGUGACGACAACAGUGUGAAUACAGUUGAUUCUUCUACCAAGAUGUCGGACGCUCGCGUACAUAUAGUCACAUGCUUGAAUGUUGACUGUGAAAUACAGUAUGCUCGAAUGUGUGAAGAUCUGGAGACCCGGGGGGUCGUGUGUGUCAUGGAAGGAAGGGGGGACUAUGGCAUCGGGUCUACUUUUGUGGAGAGGUUCAAGGAAAUGGUGGACAGCACCCGUGUGACCAUAAUACACCUGUGUCCUGACAUGAUCAGCCGCCUAUCGAGUUUAACUGACGUUCUCCGAAAUCACCAAACUCAGAAAUAUUUAUUCAUACACGUCAAAUGUACGCCGAAAGAAGUUCCGGAGGUUUACAAAGAAGUUACAAAGAUGCUCCUCGUGAAUGAUUCAUACUAUAACAAGGUCAUUGACAAGGUUAUGGAGAUUGCCCAACAGCCUCCUGGAAGUGUGUCGUCUGCUACUGAACUGGCCCACACGUCUGCUUCAGAUUUGUCGUCUGCUACAAGGAAGGCUGAUGGUUUUGAUUCUGACUCUGGUACUUAUUCCAACCCCCCGAUCGGAGAGCCUGACGUCUUUGUCAGUCAUGUAGAAAAUCAGCAGUGUAGAGACACCGGGGUUUACUUUCUGUCCAGCAAGAUACAGUACAAGCCUCACCAUCUCUUGAAAUGGUCAUCCAAAGGUGAACUUCGAGAGAUGUGCCGCAAGACUAGACUUUAUGACAGUAGCAACAGAUCAAACACAGUUCGCUGUCUUCUGACCAAAGUCCUUCCAGAAAUCUUUGCAAAGAAGGACAUUUCUGCAGUAGUGCAACUUCUGGCAGUUCCAGUUCCUGUGAUACAGAAUAAAGUUUUAACUAAACUCGGGGACAUCCUACUUUCAACUAAACACGACACUAUUGAUCGGGAUGAUCUGAAGUCAGCUGAAAAGGCUUUGUUUGAACGCUGUCUGACAGAGACUGAUGUUAUAGAUCCCGUGUUCCUGCAUAAUUUGAUUUGCACGUACCUUCUGACUCUCACCUAUUUGGCGGUGUCCCAAGAAUCUCGUCAUUCAUCCUUGGAUUCCACGAUCAAACGGGUAAAACAAUACAUUUCACAGCCAAGGUCAGGAAACGAGGUUCCUCUGAGUGACAUCAGUGUGUUUGUUGAUGGCAUACAAAAACGUAUUGAUGACGUCACCAAAGCAGUUACAGCAUGUGGAACGAAUUGGAAGCAACUUUGGUCCGUUAAGAAGAAAUCCUGGCCUGUUCAUUUCUCUAUGGUCUUGGGGACACUUAUAGAGGUGUUUCAUGGCGACCCCCAGACUGCCCUCGUGGCCUUAGACACACUUCCAGCACUACUGAAGCAAGAGAACCCCACCAGAGUUCGAAACGUGUUAAAGAAACCAAAACCACAAAAGAGAGUUGUACAGUUGGUCACUACUGGGAUGGUGGCUUACCUGAAUGCCUUAGGAGAUGCAGUAGGUGAGGAUAUAGAAGAUCGUGCAAAGGCUGCUUUCACAGCUCUUGGAUUGUCACUAAAGGACUUGGACAGAAGCAUAUAUGUCAUGACAAGAUGUUUAUUGUUUUCGCAAAGCCCUGUGAUCAGACAGGGUGCCGUUUCCCUGUGGAAAGAUGCCAACGCUGAAUCAACACACAGUUUGACAGAGGUUCUGACACAUCUACAUCCGAUCAGCAUCAACCGCCUGCACAAGCAGCCAACCAACCAUUCUACAAGCAGCACAAGCUGGAAAGUAGCUUCUACUCAAAUUGGAUCAGAAAAAAUCAUGAUACACGUCAAUUUACCAACAGAGCACGUCCUUGUGGAACAUAGCAGAUGUCCAUCCAAAUCGUCGGAUUGUGGUCACCUCACUACGGUCGAGAUUCUGAGAGCUCUUUCUACACAUAAGGGAAUCCUGUCUAUGUGGGCGUACAGAAUCGACCAGUUCCCUGUUUUCUACAUCACUGAGGAUUACAGCCAACAGAACUUCCAGAAGGUGCUGUAUUACAGUGCCAAGAACAAGGACUGGUUUAAACCUCUUCAGCUCAUGCAGUUCCUAAUACAAGCUCUGGAGGCAGUUAUCGCCCUUCAUGAACAUGGCACAAUACACAGAGAUUUUACUGCUGCCAGUUUUGCAUAUAACAAACAGAGCAAAUCUGUCAAGCUGUGUCGCUUCAUGUUGGCACGAAAAUGUGGAAGAGGCGAAACUCUUGUUGACAGAGAAUGUUCAACCAUUCCCACGAGAUGGUCUUCCCCAGAGUCCCUCAAGAAACAUCAUUUCUCUAUGCGGUCUGAUUAUUGGAUGGUUGGGCAUCUCAUCUAUGAAGUCAUCACACACGGUUGCCUCCCUUACUCAGAUCUCAAAGGACAAAAUGAAUCCGCCAUUGUAAAUCUGAUAAAGGAAGACAGAAAGAAGUUGUGCCAAGAAAGGUGCAUCCCUACAUCCGUGUUUGACGCCAUCCAAUGCUGCACUCGCUAUGAUGAUACCCAUCGUCUGUCCGUGUGUGAGGCAAAGAGCAGGUUGGAGGAGACCUUCGAUCGUUACAUCAGCUGCAACGAGCUACCGCAAAGAAAAUCUUCCAUAACACCAGACAUUUUGUUUCCUGGACUUGACAGAACAUCCUAUCAAAGUCUCCCUAAAGAAGGUUCAGAAACGGAAUAUGGCCAGAGGGAUUACUUUGAGUAUCAAAAUCUCUAUGAAAGGGAAACUAUUUCAACAAAUGACGAGCCGUUGUACGAGGAAUUCGGAGUAUACAAGGGUGUAUAUUUUCCGCUUUCGUCAGAUAUUAAGAUGGACAUACUGUGUCGUCGCCUGACGCAGACAGAAGAAUCACAAUUGAACACAGAGAGCAUCCCAGGAAUUCACGGCCAUGUGGCUGUUGAGAAAAGGAAUGAAACAGAAUACCUGGUGUACAAGUUCCCAACUGGAAACUGUUUCUCCCUGAGGAACGCGCCGGAUGCUAGGAGGUGCGACUUAUGGUCGUUGGAUCACAUUUGCUGUUUGAGUGCAGUGGCAAAUACGUUGUCUCUUCUACAUCAGCAAAACUGGGUCCAUGGUUGUCUAUGUGCAGAUAAUAUAUGGAUUGCUGAUACUGAAGAUAACGGCAAUUGCACGGUAUACUUCUCAGACCUUGGAUAUAUCCGGAAGUCAUGUGACACUGAGGAUGGAAUGAUUGCCGAUGACAGUUUUGUUGUGCCACGGGAUGAACAUGUGUACAGAAGAUCGCCGCCUGAGGUAAUACGAGACGGCACCUACUCAUGGGCGAGUGACGUCUUCAGUUUUGGCCUGGUAUUGUGGAAUGCGUUCUCCAACUUGAGCACAUACCGCAAUCAAAACAAAAUGGAGACUAUACCAAAGGAUCAGUUAUAUGAGUACCUGACCACAACAUCUGGACAUCAGAUUCUUCCCAAACCGGAAAAGUGCCCGGAUACAAUCUAUUCUCUCAUGCUGCUCUGCUGGAGCCCAGAACGACAUGAAAGACCACGGAUGACAGUUGUUCAACAGAAACUACUGGAACAUACAAGAGAUGAAGUCCAUCCCUGCAGAAAUCCGGAUGAGUAUGAAACUGUAGAAGAUGACUGUAUUGCAGAUCCAGCUGGUCCUACAGUCUCCAUAGAUUCCGGUGACUAUGAUAGUUGCGCUGAAUCUUCCUUACAAUGUGAUGGACCUCGCUCGUCCUUCACAUUAUCGUCACUGGUUGACAACGAAAUAGGUUUAAGUCAGGCACAAUUAAAAGGACAACGAACAUUCAAAGUUUCACCGAGUCCCAAUAAGCCAAACCUUAAAGCAAAACCUUUGCCAAAGACUAAGAAUGAAGGAAAAGGCAUGCAAUUACAGAAGUUCCUAGCGGAAUCUGUGGAAGUAGCAUCGUCAAAACAAUCAUUUGGGAUUUCCUUUCAAAGUUCAGGAUCAAGCACAUUCUCCUCACAGAACAAGCCAGCCCAUAUGCACUGUGUUCCAAAAGACUUGAAUUCCACUGGUAGACUCGAUGCCCAGUAUGACAUGUUUAAUGAGUCAGUGAACAUUGUUGAAAAGACGAAAAGGAAUGAGAAACCAUGGAUCCGUCCAAAGCCAAAACAUCUGUCUCGCCAUACACUAGAUGCACCCUCAAGUGAUUAUCAACUAUCUGAUGAUGCAUCUUCAAGUGAUUAUCAACUAUGUGAUGAUGCAUCUUCAAGUGAUGAUCAACUAUAUGAUGACUGUAGGCAUCCUGUAGAUAAAAGCCUCGAAUUAUCUCCAAGAAAUAGACCCGAAUCACAGCAACCGACAAACCAAACUGGGCUGAAGCAAAGCACUGUGCCACAACGGGUCAAUGGACCGCCUUUGCUCGACAAUCCACCACCUCUACCACAGCGUCCUCCCCCACGACGGAACAACGAAAAGUAACAGAUGACACAACAGUUCAGGACGACCCUCUGUCGAUGACAAUGAUUCAAAUCUGAUUGUUGGUCCAUGAACUUCAUCCUACUGUAAUCUCAGACGCUCUCCAGUGAGAUUCCGACUUGUAUCUGUUCAAGUAUACAUGGACCAAACGCAAUUCUAUUUCCGGUUUGCAUUGAUGAAUGAAUGGAUGG
Haliotis rufescens (red abalone) is the source of this 4804-nucleotide messenger RNA. RefSeq lists its product as uncharacterized. Gene Ontology annotation, biological process: cell surface receptor protein tyrosine kinase signaling pathway; innate immune response; cell differentiation. Gene Ontology annotation, molecular function: signaling receptor binding; non-membrane spanning protein tyrosine kinase activity; ATP binding. The record is from RefSeq and is a predicted model, not a curated record. Gene Ontology annotation, cellular component: extrinsic component of cytoplasmic side of plasma membrane. Bases 294 to 4616 code for a protein of 1440 amino acids. The transcript is spliced from 16 exons. NCBI's taxonomy places the organism in Eukaryota, Metazoa, Mollusca, Gastropoda, Lepetellida, Haliotidae.